Messenger RNA from Drosophila simulans, 8012 nucleotides. RefSeq names its product ATP-dependent RNA helicase dbp2 (gene mahe). Gene Ontology annotation, molecular function: RNA helicase activity; RNA binding; ATP binding. NCBI's taxonomy places the organism in Eukaryota, Metazoa, Arthropoda, Insecta, Diptera, Drosophilidae. The transcript is spliced from 4 exons. Gene Ontology annotation, cellular component: ribonucleoprotein complex; nucleus; cytoplasm. The coding region runs from base 152 to 2992 and encodes 946 amino acids. The record is from RefSeq and is a predicted model, not a curated record.
UCCAAAACAAAAAAAAACCCGGUUGCCUGAGGGGCAAAUGUCAAUUUGCGGCGCAUAAAUACAUUAAUUUAAAGCUUCCCGCACAAGGCUCAUCCAAAUUUUCACACAUAGGCACCAGUUGUCGCAACAGGAAAAAAGGAUUCAGCACACAAUGUUCGCCGGAGCAUAUGCACCCAACGCCGGAAGCGUUCAGCAGCACACUGGCGGCGGUUACUAUGGCAAUGGUGCCGCAGCAGGCGCUGGCGGUAGCGGCAACGGGGCUCCACGCCACGAGCGUCAGUACUAUCCGCGCGGCAACUUCGCCGGCGCCGCCGGUGGAGCUGGCAUCAAUGGAGCAGCCACUGCGGCUGGAAGCAUGCACUUUGGUCAGCCCUAUGGCGUGAUGACCUAUGGCAUCCAGAAUGGUCUGGGAAUGGGCGCCGCCGGUUCUGGUGGCGGCAAUCCGUAUCGCCAGCAAAACGGCGUUGCCUUCGCCGGUAAUGGACUUGGAGGAGGCGCCGGUGGCGGAGCCGGAUCCGGAUCUGGCGGCUAUGGAGGACAGCGUGGCAAAAAUCCAAACUACACACAGCGCUAUCAGAAGCCGCACAACGGCGCCGGAGGUGCCGGUGGCUACCAAAGUAAUAACUACAAUGCAGCCGCCUUAGGCAUGCUUUCCAAAGAGGAGCGCGCCGAGAUCCAACGCGAAAAGGCCAAAAAUCCCGGCCGUAAUUUAGUGAAACCCAAGUGGGAGAACCUCGAGCCCUUCCUCAAGGAUUUCUACAACAUUCAUCCGAAUACACUGGCCAAAUCAGAGCAGCAGGUGGCCGACAUACGGCGCGAACUGGAAAUCACCGUGUCCGGCAAUGAACUACCACACCCUGUGGUCAGUUUCGAGGAGAGCUCGCUUCCCGCUCACGUCAUUGAAGAGAUGAAGCGCCAGGGAUUCACCAAGCCCACUGCUAUCCAAUCGCAGGGUUGGCCCAUUGCCUUAAGUGGCCGCGAUUUGGUGGGCAUUGCCCAGACCGGUUCCGGCAAGACGCUGGCAUACAUGCUGCCUGCCAUCGUGCACAUUGGCAAUCAGCCGCCCAUAAUUCGCGGUGAAGGGCCCAUUGCUCUGGUGCUGGCCCCCACCCGGGAGCUGGCUCAGCAGAUCCAAUCAGUCGUGCGGGACUAUGGACAUCUGUGCAAGCCCGAGAUUCGUCACACUUGCAUCUUUGGCGGCUCAUCGAAGGUGCCGCAGGCACGCGAUCUUGACCGGGGCGUCGAGGUGAUCAUCGCGACACCAGGACGUCUGAUUGAUUUCCUUGAGAAUCGCAACACGAACUUGCAAAGAUGCACUUAUCUGGUGCUGGACGAAGCCGACCGCAUGCUGGACAUGGGUUUCGAGCCGCAGAUCCGUAAGAUCAUUGAACAGAUUCGUCCCGACCGUCAGGUCGUCAUGUGGUCCGCAACCUGGCCAAAGGAGGUGCAGGCCCUAGCCGGAGACUUUUUAAACGAUUAUAUCCAAAUCAACAUUGGUUCGAUGAACCUAUCGGCUAACCAUAACAUUCGCCAAAUUGUCGAGAUCUGUACAGAGAUAGAGAAGCCGCAGCGCUUAGUGUGCUUGCUCAAUGAGAUUUCUCCCAUCAAGAAUUCGGGAAGCAAUGGGAACAAAAUUAUUGUCUUUGUGGAGACCAAGAUCAAGGUGGAGGACAUCUUGCAGAUCAUCCGUGCCGAGGGCUACAACGCCACCUCAAUUCACGGCGACAAGACACAGAAUGAGCGUGAUUCAGUGCUAAAGGAUUUCCGCAACGGCAAGUCCAACAUUCUGAUUGCCACCGAUGUGGCUUCGCGCGGCCUCGAUGUCGAGGAUCUGCAGUACGUAAUUAACUAUGAUUACCCGAACUCCUCGGAGAAUUACGUGCACCGCAUCGGGCGCACUGGUCGCUGCCAACAGCUGGGAACUGCCUACACCUUUUUCACGCCUGACAAUGCAAAGCAGGCCCGUGAACUGAUCUCUGUGCUGGAGGAGGCUGGCCAGACUCCGUCGCAAGCUCUAUUGGAUCUUGCUCGUUCGAUGCCCAGCUCGGGCGGCUAUCGCGGCAACAAGCGCUGGAACAACAACAGUGGCGGGGAUCGCAACACUGGCGGUCACAACGGCAUCUAUCAGCAGCGCAACAACAAUCCGCUGAAUUACCAGGCCGGUAACAACUAUAACAACAAUCGCAGCGGCGCCCCAACUGGCGGUAGCUACCAGCAGUAUGCCGCUGGCGGCAAUACCUAUCUGCAGAAUGGUGCUGGUGGCGGUGUUAAUUGGAACCGCAUGAACCAGAUGGGACAGGAUGGAGGAGCCGGACAGCAGCAGCGAAACGGCAGCACCUAUCGCCCGAGGGCUCCGUUCAACAAUGGCGGUCCACGCGCCAUUAUGGGCCAUCAGGGUGGCGGCGUCGGAGCUGGUGGUGUGGGCGGCGCAGCCGGUGGCCCACAGCAGCUCAUGGCACCACAGCAGGGCGGACAAUAUAUGCCACAGCCAUACCGUGGACGUGGCCAGUUUGUGCCGCAGGGAGCCGGUGCCGGUGGCAUGCCGCCACGAUUCCAGCAGUAUCCCAAGCGGGAGUACCAGCAGCAAGGAGUGACCCACUACGGUCAGCAGGCUUUGCAGCAUCAGCAGCAACAACAACAGCAGGCUGGCCAACAGACAAAGCCGCCCAAGGACGAUGGCAACAAGUAUGCUCCGUCGGCUACGGUGACCAGCUCGCUGGUCCAAUACACGCCAGCCAAUUCGCCAACGAUUGCGGCUGUAGCUGCUGCCGCUGCAGCAGCCGCCGGACGAGCUGCAGCUGCAGCUGUGGCUCCGGCUCCCGGUGCCGCCUACAUGUACGAUGCGGCCGGUGUUCUCACCACCGCCGCUGCGCCGGGCACCAAUCCAUAUGCCAACCAGUUCAGCAUGCCGGCAACCUACUACGCCCAACAUCACCAGUUCACCCAAGCCGUGGCAGGACCCGGACCAGCACCCGGCCAGGCCAUCGAGUAGACGGGACACCAAUAAGCUAACGCGCUCAUGGGACGAAAUGGAAGUGGAUCGUGGAGAGCUACAACAACAAGAAGAAGAAGAAGAACAAGAGCAACAGCAGCAGCUUUAGGAACAUCAACCAAAUUGCAAGCAACAACAACUAUAACAACACCGACGACAUGGACAAAUUAAUCAACAGUUAACCACACACAUGAAAUCCAAAUGCAUAUGAUGAUAAAUGAACGAAUGGUUAUAAUUUUGCCAACAUAACAGAGCAUAAUAGCAGCUCUUUAACUUUUGACCAAAAUCGUUGCCUUUUUGUUUCUAUAUUUAUUCACACCUCACUACUAAUAUUAGUAGAACAUUUGUGUUCUCUUUCCGCUUAUUCGCAAUUUUUUGUUUGCGAUAUUGACACCCAACCUUUAAUUCGUUAAUGUUCUCUGGACAAACUGCCGCUAACCAUCAAUAACCAGGGCCAACGCAAGGAACAUCGCCCUCGAAACCCUUUCAUGUUUUCCAAACACAAGGUAAAACGAAUCAAAACUCAAGAGCAUCCGAAAAGGGAACGAUUAUUGUAGUUUUUAAGCCUUUUCACACACAAAUCACCCCGACAGUUGCAUGUUCUUCGAAUGUUUAAAAAGAAUUAGAUUAUUAUUUUAAUUCUUUUUCAUCAUUCAAAAUCAAGAGAUUGGAUCAGGACACAUGUUAUAUUUAUUCUUAGUAUACUCGGCGUAUUAUGGUCAUUUGGUAUAUGUUAUACUAAGAAAAAAAGGAUCCAAAGACAGGCACUGUUAAUUAAGUGAUUUUCGAAAAUUCAUGUGUAUCAAUUUUUACACAAAGCUAAGAACACAAGCACGCAACCAAAAAACACAAAAAUAUUGUAUUCGAAAAUUGUCAAUAACAAUGUAAGGGAUUGAAAGAAUAACCCUUUUCGCUAACUUGGUUGGUAUGAAAAGAACGGUUUGCUUAUAAUAACACAUAUUUAAAUACAUUUUUAAUUAUUUUAUAGACACACACAUAAAUAUAUAUAUAUUUAUAUAUAUAUAUUUUCCGAGAAAAAUUUGCAACAAAGGGAAAACGGAAAAAAUUCUACACAAAUUCCUUUUAAGAAAACGCAGCUAACGGUUGAGAUAUUUGUAUAAUGUACACACAUGUUUUGGCCAAAUCCAAAAUAGGAGAAAAGGGAAAUGGGCAGCGCUGCUUUGGUAGGAAGUAUGUUAAACUAAAACAAGUUACAAUCGAUAAUAAUAAAACGAUUAAAAAGCAAUGGGAGAACACGUACACAGCCACAUAGAACCCACACAAGCCCACGCAUACACACACACACCGACACUCAACACACACACAACGAACACCACAAUGACAAGCAAAUUUACAGUUAUCAUUUAAUUUCCCAUUUUGAUACAUAUAUGUGUGUAUUCUAUAUAUGCUAUAUAUAUAUUUACAUCUAUAUGUAGAUUCGAGCUUGAUUUUCAAUGGAGAUUAAAACAAAAACUCAUUUUGUUGAAGAUUUAUAGAAUUCGAUAAUAAUCCCCUAACACAAAAAUUCGCAUAAAUUAACGAGGUUUUUUCAAAAGUUCUAUGCAAAUACUUGAAAAAAAAUUCAAUUACAAUUUUCAAUUAUUCAAAGACCAAAGAACAGAAGCAGUUGAAAAUAAGAAGAAAGAAAGCGAAGAAAAAAGAAAAGACGCCACAUUCAUCCAUAAAAACAAGUAAAGCGAACACGAAACAAGAGGAAAAGAAGGAGGAACACAAGACAAGGUUAGAAGAUCGAAUAAUGCCAAGCAAUGCCACACGAAAAUAAUGAUAAUAAUAAUACAGCAAACAUAAUGCAUACUUCUGACUAUUCCAAAGGCUCUUAUUUCAUUUCCCCAUAUCUUGUUAAUUGAUUUGAAAAUCAUUUUGAUUUGCAUUAUUAAUUUCUCUCUCUCUUCCGAAUACUUUUGGCCAGAGUUCAGGACGAGUAAAUUAGUAGUAGUAACAUUAAUUGGCAGCUCCAGUCAUAUAGUUAGCAGUAAUAUAUCCAUACAUCGUCUGUUCAAGCAGUUGUCCAUGUUGUUGCAAGCAGUGCGUUAUCCUCGCCACGGGAAAGCAGUACAAAAAUCCGAAGAAUUUUGGGAAAACGUAACGGACACAAGGGAAUAUUCUACAGUGGAAUUGUGUGAGAACAAGAACACAAGGAAAAUAUAUGAAAAUCAUGUAGAUUAUAUUAGAAAUAUAUUUGUUAGCCGAUCGGGGGUGUGAAAGAAAUAUUUCUAUUAAUUUUUUUUUAUAAGUUCUCUACGUAUACGGUUUCUUUUUAGCAAAUAAAUAAAAAUCGGGGAAAACAAUAAGAAAAAUUUAUAUAUGUAGGGUAUAUCACACAAGGAUCUCUUUUAAAAGCAAACGAACGGAAGACUCGAAUUCUUCUAUAUAGACCUAUAUUUCAUAGAGAAGCGCGCUUUUAUUUCAUUUCAUAUUGGUAGAUUUCUCAUACAUUUUGAAAAUCAUUGGAGACGGGAUUCGAAAAGUACAACUAAAAAAUGUGUUUUUUUUUAUCUACUCAAGGGGUAUACGCAAAGUUACCAGUGAAUUAACGUAUUUAUUUUUAUAAUUGCAUACUUCGUAAUUAUGAUUUCGAUGCAACCGAAUUGUGAUGAUGUGAUAGACUUAUAUAAACAAACGAAAAUACAAAAAUACUAAUUAAUAACCAAUUUAAAUGAAGUAAUCGCAGUGCCCCCAAAAAGGCCAGGCCAAAAACACUGAAACUGAAGCAGAGGCAGCUGAAACUGAAGCUGAGUCUGAAUCGAAAUCAGUAUCUGAAUCAGAAGAGGAAUAUGAAUAUAUGUUAUGUAUUUGUAUUAUUGUCGUUGUCGUUGUCGCUCAUAGACAAUGUCUGAUGGCUAAAAUAUAAUGUAUUAUGGAUGACUUGAGGCAUACAUUCUUUUUUUGAAGAAAUAAAACUAUAGAACGCGAUAUUUGUAUUGUAUUUAUCUAUAAGUUGUUGUGUACACACUGCGAAAAACAAACAAACCAAACAACAAACUUAAAAAAAAAAAGCAAAAAACAACAUUGAAACACACAAAAUCAAAAGUAAACAAAAAAGAAAAAACGAGAAAAAAAGAGCAAAAGAAGUUGAAACUGAUAAAAUUUAAGAGUAACUGAAACCGAAAGCCCCCAAAAACUGAAGGGGAAAGCGGAAAAUUUGUUGUUCCCUUCGCACUUUUGAGGCAAGUCCUUCGUUUAAGUCCUUAUCAAUCGCUCUAUCUCAGUCUUCAUCCCCAUCUCUCUCAGACCCCCCGCCCCGCCCCCAUAUACGAUAUAUUUCUCGCUCGCAGUCUCUUCUUAAAACGAUAGAUUUAAAACGAUAGAAAUUCGCAUAUACAUAUAUUUUUGAAAGUAUAGAAUUGCAACUUUUGAAAAAAUGCAACCAAAAAUAAGACGAAAGACUAAAGCCAAAAACAAAAUGAAUUCAAUUGUUUGAAGCAAGAACAAGAGAAUAACGGAGAAAGUGAAACGAAGUGCCGUUAUUUCGAUAGUUUGUAUAGUUGUUUAAUACUUAUUUUCUGUUUCGUUUACUUAGAGAACUAAAAAUCGUUUACACACACAAAUACGCGUUUAUGAUGUAGUUUACGUUUUUGCGUUUGUUUUACUUUGUAAUUUGUUUUGUCUUAAGCUUUUUCAUUGGUUAACCAAAAUAUGUAUGUAUAUACAUGUAUCAAUGUCGAUAAAGUCGAUAAAGUGAAUGCAUUUACCGUUACAGUGCGAUGCGCACAAGUGCCAAAAAUGCAGCAAAAACACCCGCACACACCCACGCACUCGGACACACAAACAAACAAACAAACACACUCACACGACAAACAAUUAAACAAAGACACAUACAUAUGUACACGCCAACACCCACCCACACACACACAAGUUUCUUAUAGAUGAUACAAAAACAAGCGAACACAUUACAUGUACAUGUGUACAGUGGGCACAUCCUGUGCUGCCCACUGUGCACGCAAGACCUGCAAAACAAGCAUACUUUUAAGCGCCAAAGUUAGGAGCGGCUUUUGAGGGUUCUGAAAACAAAAUAUGGAAACCAUUAAACACCAGAAUUGUGGGGCAAAUAACAUUUAGCUGCUCCAUGUAAGCUAAAGUUGCCACCGGCAAACGGAACUAACUUUAAAAUAAUAAAAAUAAUGCAAGUUGAAACCAAAACCCAUUGUGAUAACAGCUGCGUAAACGAAACACGUUAGAACCUUACUUGUACGUAUUUCGAUUGGAAUUCGAUGAAACGGGGAUCCCCCACUAAGUCCUAAAUAAUAAAAAUUCAAUCAAAAGCAAGCAAGCCAACAAUUUAUCCAAACUAGUUUUUAAAUGAAUACAAAACUCAUCCAGCCGCAGAUACACACGUAUUUUUUACUGAUUUGAAAAGGAGGAGAACUUUUCUUGACUUUCAUUUGUUGUGUUGACCAAUGCUAAUAUUAGCGAAAAAUUGAGAAUAAAAAUACACAUACCAGGAAACACAAAUGCAAAUUCUUAGCCAUUUCGAAGGAGCGCGCAUUUAGAACAUUGCAUCGACUAAUAUUUACACUUGCAUAUAUUGAAAGCAACCCAUUUGAAUAAAUUCUAAAUAUUACUAUAGAUCACUAACACAAAGAAAAAGAAAAUGCAUACAAUGUUGAUUGAAAUCAAUAAAAACGAGAAGCCAAGCAAACGCGUUUGAAUCAAUGUUUGCAGCUUAAGCUAAGGUAGCACACACAAUAUUAUAUUAAUUAUAACGAAACGAUAUAGGUAUGCAGUAUAAUGCAUAUAUUUAUAAUGCACCGCCUCCCCUUUCUCCCCGCGCAAACACACAAGGAAAUUGCGGUGGAGAGGGGGCGAUAACUAAAUUGUAAUCGAUUUACCUAUCUUAUACUAGGCUAUACAAACCGAACCCAUUAAACAUAACCAAAACCCAAAAGGUUAAACACGAAAACGUAAGAAAAACGCAUAAAUAUGAAAAAUGUAACGGAAAUCUUUACAAGAAGCGAAAUAGGUGUCUUCUAUAUAAUAAAUAAACGCCAACAGAAAAUCA